UAUAAAAACAGAUAUCCUUAUCCAUUACGUGUAUAUUCACAGCUAGCCGCACAUCAACUCAUGUCAGAAAAGAAGAAGAAUUUACGCAAGUUGAGCCAUAGAUUGUCUUACGUCUUGAGACACGGUGCCCUAGAUAUGGGUCUCGAGAUGACUGCUGACGGGUACGUCCCAGUUGACAGUUUGUUGAUUUUGCAGCAUCCCAAGUUCAUUGGUAAUCAAUGGACGCUUCAGGAUAUACGGGAUGUAGUCAGCGAUAGUGACAAGCAACGAUUCAAGCUGCGCGAAAAGCCUGCUUCGGAUUAUGGACAAGCAACUCAACGUCACACAAUUUCAUUCAUAAAGCCAGAGUUGCUGCUAGUCCGUCUGUCCGCUGAAGAAUUACGUCGAAUUCCCACCAUUGUACACGGAACAUACUCUGCUUUGUGGCCGGCUAUACAAAUUUCUGGGGGGUUGUCGCGGAUGAAGCGGACGCAUAUACAUUGUGCAUCCGGUCUGAUUGGAGAGAACGGAGUAAUAUCUGGGAUGCGACGAGGCUGCGAUGUCUAUAUAUACAUAAAUGCGGAGGCAUGCGCUGACGCCGGCGUUGUUUUCUACCGCAGUGACAACGGAGUGCUGCUUACAGCUGGAAUAAAAGGAGGAAUUCUACCUUGUAAGUAUUUCUCGCACGUGACAGACGCUGGCGGAAACGAGAUUCUCGUUCGGUCCAAGACGGAGGGAAGUAGGUCAUGCCUAGGCUGA
Molecule: messenger RNA, 738 nt
Organism: Phaeodactylum tricornutum CCAP 1055/1
Lineage: Eukaryota; Bacillariophyta; Bacillariophyceae; Surirellales; Neidiaceae
Exons: 2
Coding region: 61-738 (225 amino acids)
Biological process (GO): tRNA splicing, via endonucleolytic cleavage and ligation
Molecular function (GO): tRNA 2'-phosphotransferase activity
Source: RefSeq, a predicted model, not a curated record